AUGGGGGACUUUUCACAGCGUUUUUCUCGACCCGAUGCCGGAUCACAUACGGUGGAAGGGAAUGUAUCAGGUCCUCGGGCUGCCAUGCUGGAGAAGAAACGGCAAGCCGAACAGGAAAGCUUUGAACUCGAGAAGCAAAAGAGGCAGCGAGCCACACUGCAAUCAACGCUUGGUAUUGGAUCCAAAUUUCAACCUGCAAGAAUUGGAAGCGUCGAGGAGCAGGCCUUUAAAGCAAAAACGAUUGGCUUGGUCUCUGCAAAAGAGUUCAAAGAGGCAGCCAAACAGAAGGAGUCACAAACUGAGCCCGAUGGAUCAUCGUCAAAAGAGGAAGCAAAAGAAGACGCCAAGAGGAAAAAGAAAAAGAAGAAAAAGGAAAAGAAAGUCUCCUCACGACUUAGCUUUAUGGAUACCGAAGACGAACAAGACGUGGCGUUAAAGGAAGUGGCAUCAUUGAAAGAUCCAACCGUCGAUACAUCCUUCCUUGCUGAUAAGAAGCGUGAAGCACAGGAGCAAGCGAAGAGAAAGGCUUUGGAGCAAGAAUGGAAGCUACGGCAGAGCGAAAUGAGAAAUGAGAAAUUGGAGAUUACGUAUUCGUAUUGGGACGGGUCUGGGCAUAGACGAAACGUUACAGUUACGAAGGGGGCAACAAUCGGUGAAUUUCUGGACAGAGUCCGGCGGGAUCUCGCAAAGGACUUUCCUCAUCUGAUGAAUAUUGCCAGUGAUUCUUUGAUGUAUGUCAAGGAGGAUCUGAUACUUUCGAAUGAGAUCUCUUUUGCAGAUUUGUUAGCGACGAAGGCAAGAGGGAAAUCAGGUCCAUUGUUCCAUUUUGAUGUCCGAGAAGACGUUCGCCUUGGUCCAUUGGACCGAAGGAUAGAAAAAGACGAAUCGCACCCUGGAAAAGUUGUUGAACGCGGCUGGUUUGAACGGAACAAGCACAUUUUCCCGGCUUCUCGGUGGGAAGUAUACGAUCCAGCUAAAGUCUAUGGGAAAUAUACAAUUGGUGGCGGAAUAGUCAAUGCGAAAAAUAUAUGA
Messenger RNA from Cylindrotheca closterium, 1032 nucleotides. The record is from the annotation of a GenBank genome assembly. Lineage: Eukaryota; Bacillariophyta; Bacillariophyceae; Bacillariales; Bacillariaceae.